AUGGCGACCAGCUUUCCCGAUUAUUAUGGACUCUUCGGAGUGGAGCGAGAAGUUGAUCAAGAUGCGAUCAAGAAGGUCUAUAGGAAGUUGGUCUUGCAGUGGCACCCGGAUAAACACCCACAAAACCGGGAGACGGCGGAAGAGAAGAUCCGAGAGAUCAACGAUGCCUAUGAGACCUUGAGCAAUCCGUUCAAGCGUUCACAGUAUGACAACAUGUUGGUGGCGCUCGAGCGGAAGGCGAAAGGCUUUCGCUUGGACACCACGAUGAUCAAACCGCGCAUGUCCAUCCCAAAAGAGUUCAUGUUGUCACCCUUGGGACAUCCAGACAAGUUUGUAAGGGUGGUGGGCAUGUCGCUCUUCGUGCAAUCCCGCGGUGAUGCCAAAGCCGAAUUCUACGACUUCUUCAAGGAGGCCAAGUUCUCCUUGUGGUGGCUGCCGGAGGUCAAUAAUAUGUGCCGAAUCCGGCCUCAGGCCACUGCAGGGGUUGGACAAGAUGGAGGCCUCAAUUUUAACUUCGCCCUGUCGCGCCAGAUCUCGGUGUCCGAGGUGAUUUUGAGCCCAGGCCAGAUGGCCGAAAGCGUCACCUGGCCACCAUUUUUUAGGUGGGAUACACUGUUUGGAAGUGCCUUCUACUGA
This is a messenger RNA of Cladocopium goreaui, 636 nucleotides long. Lineage: Eukaryota; Dinophyceae; Suessiales; Symbiodiniaceae. The record is from the annotation of a GenBank genome assembly.